AUGGCAGGUCGGGCAGGUGAAGGCAAUCACGCCUUUCUCAGAGUGAAAUUCCUGAAAAAUAACGGAGAAAUUAACAAUUACUACAGAUGUCUUGAUGUGCUCGGCGAAGGUGCUUAUGGUAAGACCCACGAGGUUGAGCACGUAAGCAAUGGACGAAGAUACGCCAUGAAAGUUCAACGGUUCGAACGCGUUGCUCCUGGAGCUGUAGUCACUUCGUGGAAUGAUCCAUACGGAGAUGUAAAGAGGAUCUACAAAGAAAUGGUUAUUCUGAACGUAAUACUUCCUCGACAUAGGAAUAUAAUUGAACUCAAGGACUUGCUGAUGAGCGUUGAUACAGUGUACAUUGUGCUAGAACUAUGUGCAAGCAAAUGUCUCAGCCAUUUCUAUCCUAUCGCCCAAAACAGAAGCGGGAGAAGAAUCUUCAAACAAAUAGUCGAAGCAACUCAUUUCAUCCAUCAGCAUGGCGUGCUACAUAUGGAUUUGCACUCAGAGAAUAUUCUAUUCGCCGAUGAUACCAUGACGGAAUCUAAGAUCAUAGACUUUGGUUUAGCUGUCUACAAACCAGCUUUAGCUGUAAAAGUUCACGCUAAUUUUAAGCAUCGUGAGUGGUUCAAUAUCGAUGACUUAAGCUGCCUCCAUGAAGACUUAUCAGUACCCCAAGAAGAUAUAAGAGCCUUGGGCCAUAUACUGCACUGCAUUCUGGCUGGAACCGACGUAUACCCAGGAGAGUUUGAACAGCCUGGCGCUAUAGGUGAAGCUGAAGGUGAAGGAGUGACUCCCGACUACAUGCCAAGAAUGCACAUUUUUGACAGGAAGGCAAAGGAUUUGCUCGAACUGAUUGGCCCAGAGUAUUUCCGUCGUGGCGCAUUGCCAACUAUAGAUAAAGUCCUUACUCAUCCUUGGCUUGCAUAG
Messenger RNA from Marchantia polymorpha subsp. ruderalis, 912 nucleotides. The record is from the annotation of a GenBank genome assembly. Lineage: Eukaryota; Viridiplantae; Streptophyta; Marchantiopsida; Marchantiales; Marchantiaceae.